AUCUACUCAGGAACCUGUGUACAACCCAGAAGAUUUACACAUGUUUAGCAGGCUCUGGUGGACAACAACAGCUGUUUGCUUUCGCCUCUCUUGAAUGGGGCUCUCUCAGCUCUCUUAAUUGCCUUUUUUUUCUCUCUCGCUGUUUUGCACUUUUCGUACCUACAUCCAUACUGCCACAAGCAACUUUUGGACACAAGACCCAGUGGAUAAUCCAAUACACACAGCUUGCUUUUCCUGAAAUAUGCGAGUUACCUCACUUCCUAUUGUGGCGGCGGCGGUAUCCACACUAGCCUGCUUGUGCGGAGUUGUGGCUGGUGAUUCGUCUGUUGUUGACCUCGCAGACCACCCAUACGCACUGUACAUUGCCACGCCCUUCACAGUCUGCUUUGGUGCCUUUUUGACAAACCAGGUCGUCAUUACCGAUGCCCGCUGCAUGUACCCGUUUUCAAACAGCACCGAUGUGCCGUCAGUGGCUGCCGGGGCGCUCAAGGCACAGUAUCUGAUGGGUGUCAUUCCGAGUGUAAACACAUCAACCACACUGCACAACAUCCUGCUUUCAACGCAGGUGUACUCGAAAAAGAGCCAAGCCGCUUCGCGUGCCCAGGUGUUCUACAGCAUGGUCAGCACCUACGUAAACAACCAGACAUUCCUGUCGGUUGACUAUGCUGCAGUCCACGCGUACUACUCGCAGAGCCAGGACAACGAGGUCGCGCAGCAGAACUUUGACGUCGGAAUCAUUCACCUCAGCGUGCCUGUCCCCGAUGCCAAGCCUGUGUCGCUGCAACUCGACGACCUGGAUGCUGACAUGGCUGAUCUGCACGCACUGACAUUUGCUCCGGCGACCUCCAGCAAGGAUGCUGCGACGCUGCAGAAACUCUACGAAGGAAUGGACCUGACCAAGGCCACACUGACCUCCAUCAGCUCGCUCAAGCGCUCCGAGUGCGACAAGGACUACAUGAGUGCACAUUCGCUCAAGGACAUGAAGAGCUUUGUUGGCCAAAAGAUCCCCGGCAAGGCAUCCCCUAUUUUCUGCUCGAAGCUCUAUGAAAACACCACUGCAUGCUCGCUGGACACCAGCAUCUCGAUCAACAGCGACGGCGGCUCGGUGCGCUCGGUUAACCUCAACUCGACCCUUUACGUGGUUCCCGGCAGCGCCAAGCUGAUCAGCAUUGGCAACCCACACGUCUACGAGGCCCGCUCGGUCAACGGCACGCCGUGCAAGAGCAAUGGCUUUGUCAGCUUCCCGUACACCAGCGCCUACACUGACUGGAUCAACUGGGCAACCAACGGCACCAUUGCCUCCAAUGGCAGCUGGAUCAACAAGACCAUUACCGGAAACGACAUUACCGACUUUUCGAACCACAGCGGCGCGGCCAAGAGCUGGUCACAUAUGAAUGGCCUGUUCAUUUCAGCACUGGCCAUUGUCGUCGCUGCUGCGGUCUCGUUCUAAGCGCCCCAUUUUUGUUACGAAGAAACCUGAAUCCAUCUACUUUAUUCAAC
Linderina pennispora is the source of this 1500-nucleotide messenger RNA. RefSeq lists its product as uncharacterized. The record is from RefSeq and is a predicted model, not a curated record. The transcript has a single exon. The coding region runs from base 242 to 1450 and encodes 402 amino acids. NCBI's taxonomy places the organism in Eukaryota, Fungi, Kickxellomycota, Kickxellomycetes, Kickxellales, Kickxellaceae.